Biomphalaria glabrata is the source of this 4580-nucleotide messenger RNA. RefSeq names its product RRP12-like protein. The transcript is spliced from 34 exons. Bases 127 to 4047 code for a protein of 1306 amino acids. The record is from RefSeq and is a predicted model, not a curated record. Lineage: Eukaryota; Metazoa; Mollusca; Gastropoda; Planorbidae.
UUAUUUUUAGUUGCCACUGCGUGUUGGUGUCCUACGAUAAAGUAUAAACAGACACGUGUGUUAUCUCAGUAUCUGUCACUUAUUAAUAUUCUAGUCUAAACCAUUUGUCUAGGUAAAUUUAUAAAUAUGAAAGUACGAAAAAUUGUAACAUCAAAGCCAAAUACGAAAAUGAAGAUUACGAAAAGAAAAUUACCGAAAAGUUCAUCCAGUAAUCCUACGACAAAAAAGUUUAGAGAAGCUGUUCGUCAAACUCUACUAACGUCGUCUGGAGGAGUAUUUUUACAAUCAAAUAAAACACCUCUCAAAUCUCAAAUUAUAAACAGUGGAAGUUUAACAUUAGAAGCUCUAGAGAAACAUAAUGCAUCUACUCAUGGUUUCACUGAGGCAUCAAUUCAAGAUGAUGUGGCCAGCAUGGGAGGCACAACCUUUAACACAUGGGCCACCAACCUGACUGGAUGUACCAACAUCACUUUCAGCAGAGUUCAUCAUUACCUUAACUCAAAUAAUGCCAUUCAUAAGGAGAUCCUGGCUGUCUUAGCAGCAAUAACAGAGGUUAUAAAAGAGAAUGGAGGAAUAGGUACAGAUGUGCAGUAUUUUGCAACCUUGGUGACUAGCUUAGAAAGUGCAGAUAAAACAGAAACCAGAAUGGCAAUGGCUCAUCUUUUAAGUGUUGUUAUUAAAAGGGUGCCAGUCUCUAUAUUGCGCAGCAGAUAUUCACAAGUGGAAAAAAUAUUGUUGAAAACUAUCACAGAGUGUGUUCAGAACCAAGUGCUAUCUCCGCUAAAGCCGGCACUUUCUUGUUUAGCAAGUCUUCUUCGUGUUCAAGAUUUAACAAAAUGGUUAGAUGGUUCAACAACUCACGCAUUUAAUGCACUACUUGCUUUCAUUACUCAUAAAAAACCUAAGUUAAGAAGAGCUGCUCAAACAGCCAUCAAAGUUGUACUUAAGGGAAGUUUAUUCAUGCAGCAGACACCUGCACCACCUUGCCAUCCAGCAGCACCUGUCACUGCUAACUAUUGUGAAAAACAAAUUGAAGCGUUCAAAGGUCAUUCAAAUAAAACAGAAGUACUUCACAUGCUCUCAUUAUUGAAAAAUAUCAUCUUUGUAUUUCCUGCUGGAAACAUCAAAACUUUAUGUGAGACCAUGUUGAGGUUUAUGACAUUGACUGAUUUGAUAAUGAAAACAUCCUGUAUGGAAGUGCUAUACCAUUUAUUCAGUGCUAAACCCAGUGCCCAGUGUAUGCCAGCUGCAAUGAAUGCACAGAUCCUUACAGCUCUCCAUGAAUACCAGCCCUCUGAUAAGGAUAGUCAACAGAUGUUAGCUUGGAUCAAAGUUAUUGAAGCUGCAACACUAAAUUUAGUCAAUCAGGAUCUAGAAUUAGGUAUGAAUCACUUACCUCGUCUAUUUUCAAAAUUAAUGUCUUGCCUUUUAACUAAUGGACAUGAUGUAGCCAAAGCAGCUGUUGAAUCUAUGAAGACAUUGUUGCUGAGUGUGAACAAAGAAAAAGUUGUCAAAAGUAGUACAUCACUGGCUGCUAUACAGAAGUUAGUGAAGACCAUGGAGGCUGGGUUAGGAUAUCAGUUCUGUUCCGUGUGGUCAUUGGUACUUCAGCUGUGGUCUACUGCAUUCUUGGCUUUGGGAAGUAUUAUACCUCAAGCAUUGUUAUCGUGUCUGUCAUCACUGGGUGAGUUGAGAGACAGUCCACACUUUUCUUACAAAGGAGAGAUGGAUCAUGCUGUUGGAAGUGCUGUCAAGUCCAUGGGUCCCAGACUAGUAUUGGAAGCUCUUCCUCUGGGUAUUACUGGAGAAAAUGAUAAUUUAGAGUUUCCUCGAGGUUGGCUUCUUCCUGUGAUCAGAGACAAUGUCACUCACACUGAGCUGAACUUUUUUGCAGUCUACUUUUUACCUUUAGCUGCCAAGUUCAAAACUAAAGCUGAUGAAUUGUCCAAAGAGAAAAGAUUAGCAGAAUCUAAAGUUUAUGAAACUUUACAUCACCAGAUGUGGUCACUUCUAAAAGGUUUUUGUGAUCACCCAACAGACAUAACUAAAAGUUUUCAAGCUAUAGCCAAAACCCUUGGUACAGCAUUAAAUGAAAGAGAAGACCUACAGCUUGAUGUGAUGUCAGCCUUGAGAUCAUUGAUUACUUGCAGCCUACAAAAUGAAUCAGAUAAAAAAGAACUUGGCAGGUUUGCUAAAAACUAUUUGCCCAUAUUGUUUAAUUUGUUCACUGAAGAAAGUAAAUCCAAUGAUGGAGUCAGACUUGCUGCUCUGGAAACAAUCAAAAAGUAUAUGUUAGUGACAGACAAAAAGCUUGUGAUGACCUACUUGGAUAAAUGUCUAGAGAAAAUAGACUUGGACUCCAAGAAUUUUAAAAAUGUGGCAUUACUGGAUCUGGUCAUUGCAAUGAUACCUUAUGCUGAUGAUGUCAGUUUGAAUAAAAUAUUCAACUUAUCUCUUCAGGAGUUAUCGUCUGAAGAUAAAGGAAUCCAAAAAAAAUCCUAUAGAGUGUUAGAAGAAAUCAGCAAGAGUGAAUCCAGCAAUUGUAAAGAGAUAGUGUUAUGUAACUUACAACAAAUUAAUGAAACCAUCUUAAAGUCCUUGUCCAAGUCUAGUCCUGCUGCUAAAGCUCCACGUCUCAGAUGUUUGAUCCAUCUGUACAGAAAUUUGCAAGAUAAAAGUUUGGAUUUCUUUCUGUCAACAUUGCCUGAGGCUAUCUUGUGUACUAAAGAGAUUGGAUCCAAAGCAAAGGCUGUGGCCUUUGACCUUUUGGUUGUCAUGGCAGAGACAUACAUGAGGUGGAAUCCAGAGCAUUCUGAAAAUGAAAAUCUUUCAGCUUUUGUGCAGCAUGUGAUGGCAGGUCUAGCUGGCUCUGUACACAUGGUUAGUGCUACAAUCUUAGCGCUCUCACACAUAGUCUUCAAAUUCAAAGGAAAGUUGACUGGCCCAAUAUUAGACAAUCUAAUAGACAAUGCUUGCUUAUUGUUGUCAUCUAAAACCAAAGAAGUCUCCAAAGCAGCUGUAGGAUUUAUCAAAGUCCUGCUGUCUGUCUAUGAAAACACUGUCAUAGCUUCUCAUCUUAAACAAUUGUUGAAUAGCCUCCAUGAUGUUGCUGUGAAAGGUAGCAUGAAGAGAUUUAUUAAAAUCAUCUAUGCCAAGUUUAUAAAGAAAUUUGGCUAUGAGUUGAUCUUAUCCAUGACCAAGCCCAGUGUUCACAAACUGUUGAAGAAUCUUCACAAAGCUCAAGAGAGAGCUAAAAGGAAGAAAAAUGGCAAAGAAAACUCUGAGGAUGACAGUGAGAGUGAAAGUGAUGAUGACAAGUUUACAGCUCAGCCUGAGAGCAUUGAUGAUUUGUUACAAGAUACAGACUCUGAACUAGAUGAGGAAGAGGAAGGUGUGAGCAAAAAGAAAAGUAAAAGAAAACGUGGCAAUGAUGCUUGGUUGAUGGAGUCGGGAGAAAAUAUAGUUGACUUUAUGGAUCCAGGAGCAUCAAAACAAGUUUUAGCUACGAAACCUGAAACUGGUGUUAAAGAGAAAAAAUCUGAUCAAGAAAGAGGCUUUAAAUUUUCUUCUGAUGGUCGACUUAUAAUUACAAAAGAUGAGGAAGAAAACAAAAAAGAUAAAUCUAAUAAGAAAGUCAAAGAUAUUGAUGCUGAAGAUGAUGAUUUGAAUGAUAGUCUAGGUCUAUAUGUAGAAAAUAUUAAGACAAUGAACAGAAAAAGAAAAUUAACAACUGAGCUAAAUGAUGAAGAGGAUAUUCCCCCAGCUUCUAAAUACAAAGCUGGAGGCAGUGGUAUCCAUAGACCUGUUAAGAAUACUGUUAAAGAGAAAAUAGAAAUAGGACAGGAGUACAGAUCUAAGAAAGCUUUGGGAGAUGUCAAGAAGAAAGGAAAGCCUGAUCCAUAUGCAUAUGUUCCAUUAAACUUUAAUCAUUUAAAUAAAAGGAAACAGAUGAAAGUAAAAGGUACAUUCAGUAAUUUGGUGAAAGGAGCCAAGAAAGGUGCUGCCAAGGGAAAUAAAUCUAGAGUACACCAAAAAAGGAAAAAAUAAAAUGUCUGUUUACUAUAGACUAGAUUACUUAAUGUUAUUCAUUUUGAAUUCCUCAGUGACUGUGUCCUUUUGUACAAUUUGUCAGAACUGACUUCUGUUAUAAAUUGUAUCUGGCAGUGGGCUUGCCACAUGGUCAGAUUUGUUCCUAGUACCAAGUAGUUCAUCUGGUUAAAAUGUCAGCUACCCAUGUAUAUAGUUAUGGUUGAGCUUGUCAGUAUUUAGAGGGAAAUAUUUGUCAUAGGGCUAAGUGAUCAUAUCUGAUAAAUGUAAACAAAUUUCACUUUUGUAUAUAGUAAAAUAAUGUAAUUUGUUUCAUUAACAUGUAUGAGCUGUCAAUCUAUCCUGUGUAUCAUCAUGUGAUGGUCAUUAUGGAAGUGUCCAUAACUAACUUUCUUGAGAGAACAAAUUCAAUGAUAGACCUAUCACCUAAAUUUUGUUUACAAAUUACUUGUGAAUUCAUGAACUUGUAUUUAUUGUGUUUCUAUUUGAAAUUGAAAAGACUUCAUGUUUGAACAUUAAAAGUUCAAGAUAGA